Archocentrus centrarchus (flier cichlid) is the source of this 2161-nucleotide messenger RNA. RefSeq names its product glucose-induced degradation protein 8-B homolog. Gene Ontology annotation, molecular function: protein binding. The transcript has 5 exons. The coding region runs from base 228 to 917 and encodes 229 amino acids. The record is from RefSeq and is a predicted model, not a curated record. NCBI's taxonomy places the organism in Eukaryota, Metazoa, Chordata, Actinopteri, Cichliformes, Cichlidae.
CAGCCAGCGCCAAUCGAAGAACUCGCAGGACUGACGCACCUAUCGCGAGGUUAUCACAUUAGCUUGGUUAGUUAGCUAGCCGCGAAAAGACAGGUCGUGUGUGCGCUCUUUAUGGUUUUAUUUUAUUCUUCUAACGCAUUGAGAGGACUGCGUAUUGCUCAUUGAUUAUUGACUCCUCACGUGUGCAGGAAAGCAUAAUCGCAGGACCUUGUGUUUGCUCGGAUCCAAUGAUGAGUUAUGCCGAAAAGCCAGAGGACAUCACAAAAGAAGAGUGGAUGGACAAAUUAAACAACGUUCACAUACAGAGGGCGGAUAUGAAUCGGCUCAUUAUGAAUUACCUGGUGACAGAGGGCUUUAAAGAGGCAGCGGAGAAAUUCCGGAUGGAGUCUGGUAUUGAGCCGAGUGUGGACCUGGACUCUUUGGAUGAAAGGAUAAAGAUCAGAGAGAUGAUCCUGAAGGGCCAGAUUCAGGAAGCUAUUGCACUCAUUAACAGCCUACACCCGGAGCUGCUUGACACCAAUCGAUACUUGUAUUUUCAUCUGCAGCAGCAACAUUUGAUUGAGUUAAUCAGGCUAAGAGAGACUGAGUCAGCGCUGGAGUUUGCUCAGACACAGCUGGCAGAGCAGGGGGAGGAGAGCCGGGAGUGUCUGACGGAGAUGGAGCGAACGCUAGCCCUUUUGGCCUUUGACAAUCCAGAAGAGUCGCCCUUUGGAGACCUGCUCAAUAUGAUGCAGCGGCAAAAGGUGUGGAGUGAGGUGAACCAAGCGGUGCUGGACUAUGAAAACAGGGAGUCGACGCCCAAACUGGCCAAACUGCUGAAGUUGCUGCUGUGGGCUCAAAAUGAGCUGGACCAGAAGAAGGUGAAAUAUCCCAAAAUGACUGACCUUAGCACAGGCACCAUCGAGGACCCCAAGUGAAACCAACAGACAAGAACAGCCACCUUCCACAUCUCCUUAAUUUAUGAUCAGUCAGUGACUGUGUGACAACCAGGUAACAUAUAUGUAUAAACAAAUGCUACAGUGUUUCUUUUUUUUUUUUUUUUUCUUCAUGUUUCAUUCAUGAGAGGUAAGACUUAACUCAUUGUGCAAACUGUAAAUUGCUGUAUUUGCAAAGUGGCAGAAAUUAUUUAGUUUAAAUACUGAUCCUGGAUUUUUAGAAAGCUUUCAGAGAAAACAACAUUUAAAUUGCUGUUUUAUAUUUUGUCUUUUUAAAGCCUACGCUGGUAGUAUUAUUUAUCGUGACCAUUUUCCCCACCAAACUUUUAUUUUUGCCAGAAAAAGUUGAUGGUGUGAAUGAUGGUGUGGAGGCGGGAGAGGGAGGGGCGAAAAAAUCGAGGCUUCCGAGUAUGGAGAAAUGACAAAAUGUGACUAUUUUUCAAAAUGGAAAGCUACACUUUAUCUAACUUUAAUUGUGUAAUAUUUGUGAUUUUAUGGUUUUAUUUACUAUGAUUUUUUUUUUUUUUUUGUCAGUUUGCUAUAAAAUCAGCCACAUGCUUUUUACACCUUGAAAUUUGAUUGUACCUUGUGUCUAUGGGAUGAACUGCCUUGUAAAGUCAUGAUUUCAAGCGUUUGAGACGGUGAAAAGAGUGCAAACAAAGAUGGUUUCUUACUGAGAUGAGGCCUUUUCUGAUCUCUGCGGUAUGCACUGCCUCCAACAUGCUCCAAAUGGUUUUCUGCUACACAGGUUUGAGGCCUUUGCUGUAUGUGGAUGACGGGGCUGUGAUUUAUGGCUGCUGUCUAGUUCAACACCCUCAUAUUUGAAAUGAAUUCAGACAGGAGCAGAUUCCUGUAGUCACUGGCUUUGUUUUGGUAACAAAAAAAAAUGACCCAAAGCUGAAACAUUUUGACUCUGAACAGGUGUUUUAAAGAGUGCUAUCAUUUUUCCACUUUUAAAAGCCAUUGGUACUUUCACUUUACCUGCAUGUAAGUGUCCCUUUGUUUUGUUUUUUUCAAUGGGGGGAAAAGUACUUGUGCUUGUUUAUUUUUGUUUGGUUUGUUUAUUUUUAUAAAAAGAAACAAACUUGCUGCUAGUUGUCCAUCCUUAAUUUCUUUUAAGGUUGUGUUGUCUUUAUAGAUACUGGCUUUGACCCAGAAAGCUCACAUCCCUUUUAUUAUUCCACAUUUCUAAGAUCAGAUUUGCAAUUAUUAAAAUAAACUUUUGU